Molecule: messenger RNA, 7244 nt
Organism: Leptonychotes weddellii (Weddell seal)
Lineage: Eukaryota; Metazoa; Chordata; Mammalia; Carnivora; Phocidae
Source: RefSeq, a predicted model, not a curated record
CCCGCCGCUGAUUGGCUGCGCCGCCGGGCGGAAGUGAUGCUACUGUCACUGGCUCCCCGGGCUCCCGGGAAGCCGCGAGUUUCCGCAGGGAGGCGGCGGCGGCAGCUGCGGCCGGGCCGGUCUGCAGUCUGUGCUCGGAGCCAAUAUUCCUCAGUGAAAGUGAUGCCUUUUCUCCAUUUGCACAAAAUGAGCGUGAGGUGGUUAGCCAGACCAGGAGCUCAGCCUCACACAGAGUCCAGCCUACUGCUCUGAUGCCGAAGGGGAGGCAGAAAGUGCCACACUUGGAUGCCCCCCUGGGCCUCCCCGCCUGCCUCUGGCUGGAGUUGGCCGGGCUCUUCUUGCUGGUUCCCUGGGUCAUGGGCCUGGCAGGGACGCAUGGGCCCGGAGCGCAGGGCCCAGGGGGGCUAAGCUGGGCCGUGCACCUGGACAGCCUGGAAGGCGAGGGGCCAGAAGAGACCCUGGAGCAGAAGGCAGAUGCCCUGGCCCGGGCAGCGGGGCUGCUGAACGCUGGGCGCAUCGGGGAGCUCCAGGGGUACUACCUCCUCGUCCAGCCGGCCGGGCAGCAGCAGGAGCUGCCGGCGGAGGCCGUCCGGCGGCGGGCGGAGACUGUGUUAGCUGGGCACGAAGCUGUCCACUGGCACUCGGAGCAGAGGCUGCUCAAGCGGGCCAAGCGCAGCGUCCACUUCAAUGACCCCAAGUACCCGCAGCAGUGGCACCUGAAUAACCGGCGGAGCCCCGGCAGGGACAUCAACGUGACAGGUGUGUGGGAACGCAAUGUCACAGGGCGAGGGGUGACCGUGGUGGUGGUGGAUGACGGAGUGGAGCACACCAUCCAGGACAUCGCACCCAACUACAGCCCUGAGGGCAGCUAUGACCUCAACUCCAACGACCCUGACCCUAUGCCACACCCGGAUGUGGAGAAUGGCAACCACCACGGCACAAGGUGUGCGGGAGAGAUUGCCGCAGUGCCCAACAACAGCUUCUGUGCGGUCGGAGUGGCGUACGGGAGCCGCAUAGCAGGUAUCCGGGUACUGGACGGGCCCCUCACGGACAGCAUGGAGGCCGUGGCAUUCAACAAGCACUACCAGAUCAACGACAUCUACAGCUGCAGCUGGGGACCCGAUGAUGAUGGGAAGACAGUGGAUGGCCCCCAUCAGCUUGGAAAGGCUGCCUUGCAACAUGGGGUGAUUGCUGGCCGCCGGGGCUUUGGGAGCAUCUUUGUGGUGGCCAGCGGCAACGGGGGCCAGCACAACGACAACUGCAACUAUGAUGGCUAUGCCAACUCCAUCUACACCGUCACCAUAGGCGCUGUGGAUGAGGAGGGACGGAUGCCUUUCUAUGCCGAGGAGUGUGCCUCCAUGCUGGCGGUCACCUUCAGUGGUGGGGACAAGAUGCUCCGGAGCAUCGUGACCACUGACUGGGACCUUCAGAAGGGCACAGGCUGCACCGAGGGCCACACAGGGACCUCCGCCGCAGCGCCCCUGGCGGCGGGCAUGGUAGCCCUGAUGCUGCAGGUGCGGCCCUGCCUCACGUGGCGGGACGUCCAGCACAUCAUUGUCUUCACAGCCACCCAGUACGAGGACCGCCGCGCCGACUGGGUCACCAACGAGGCUGGCUUCAGCCACAGCCACCAGCACGGAUUUGGCCUGCUCAAUGCCUGGAGACUCGUUAACGCUGCCAAGAUCUGGACCUCUGUCCCUUACUUAGCUUCCUAUGUCAGCCCUGUGUUAAAAGAGAACAAGGCUAUCCCGCUGUCCCCCCACUCACUGGAGGUCCUGUGGAAUGGAGCUGAGCUCCAGCCAGACCUGUGGAGUUUUCUUUGACCAUUUUAGGACAUGUUGCUGCUUCUGACUUGGCUGGCCCCCUGGCUGCUUAAAUAAGACCUUUCUCCUGAGUUACUAGUAGUGGAAGGAACUGCUGAGCAACCGGUUAGAAGGGCAGGAGGCGGGGGAGGAGUGGCCCUGGGACUUGAGCAGACGAGGCAGGACUUGAACUACGCUGCUUUGACUCCCAUGCCAGGAACUUGCCAGGCAAUCCUCUUCAGCCCAGUGGCCUUUGGAUGAAGUAAAUGAAUCUCGUCCUUUGACUCUCUGGCUUGGGUGAUACAGAAGUCGGGUGGGGUGUUUCAGGGCGGGACAGGAGGAUGCGGAUGUCUCCCUGGGGCGCAGUUGUCUGUCUUCUGCCCCCGCCUCCAUCACACCCAGGGUCAGUGGGAUUGUGUGAAGUGCUUCGGGUCAGAGAUGGGGUUUGCGUCGAGCACCGAGGUCGGACCCUUUCCCAGAGAAGAGGGAAGCUGGAUGGGGAUGCUUGGGCCUCUGUCAGCAGAUUCCCCCGAGUUCCCGUGUGGGAGUUUCCCUACUCCCAGCUCUGAGGGGGGUUUUUCUUUUUUUUUUUUUCUCUUGAAGAAUUUUGCCAGGCAGAGUUAUUUGCUUAUUUUUUGUGAAGAUUGAAGCAUGCCAUGUUUUGGGCCCAAAUUAGAACUCCGUGCUCACUUACCCUGGUUUGCUCCUAGAAAGUGAUCAAACCAGAGCAAGAACAGAGGAGGAAUGGCCAAAGAAGGGAGCCCAGAAGGGAGGGGCAAGGACAGCUUCCCUCGGGUGGAGGUCUCCCUGAGAAGGGUUCUGUUGUCUCUCUCCCUAACCAUGGCCAGCACUUGCCCAGCUUCCCUCUACGUGGAAGGAAAUCCAUGGGCCCGGUUCAUCGCGUUUUCCGUAAAAGGAAUGCUAUCUUGGAAAGGGCAUCAGCCAAGGCAGAGAAGUGCAGGAACAUUCCUGGGAAUGCAGUUCAGUCGGAACCCCCGGGCUUUGCACUGAUGGGUCUUGGAGAUGGCGUGCCUUUUAACUGGGACCUCUCACCCAGGACUCCCCCUCUGUCCUUUAAGUAACAAAGUAAUGCAUAGGCGCACUUGUCAAAUGGGAGUUGACUUAGAAGAGGGUUGGGGGCCUUUCCAGCCUCAUCAUCCUCUGCUUCCCACUGACCAGGGAACAUUGCCCCAGCAUGUGACAGACCUUCCCAGCAACAGCUUGUUUGUCACUGGGAAGCACAAAAGCAAGGACACGUUGUCCUGCGCCGAGGAGAGUGGGAAAUGGGGUAGUGGGAAGAGAGGGUGAAGCAAAAGAAGGCGUAGGCCCCGAGUUUUCUAGUGUGGAGGGCAGGAGGCAGGACGGCUGUGAGUUUCUGAGCUCAGCAAAGGUGUCUUCCCCUCUGUUGGGACUCCGCUUAGCCCCCAAGCAGACAGGACGGAAAGUCCAAGCUUGUGGGCAUGCUCGGACGCCGAAGGGAGUCUAGUUAAUACAGAUACGCCCCUGUGACCAAGCUUUGGUCUCUUCUCCCAAGACCUGGGUGAAUCGGUGUCUGAGGGCCCAAAGUGAACUUUCUGUCAGGUGCAGGGAGCUGAACGUCGCUGAGAGAACAGAGGGGGUGCAGUACUGCUAAGACUCUAGAGCCGUGGUGUCCCGCAGAACUUUCCACAGCGAUGGAAAUGUUCUCUAUCUGUGCUGCUCAAUUCAGAGGCCACUGGCCGCAUGAGGCUAUUCAACACUUAAAAUGUGGCUAAUGUGAGUGAGGAGCUAAGUUUUAAUUGUAUUAGAUUUAAAUUUGAAUGAAUAACCACGCAUGGCCUGUGGCUGCCGGACUGGGCAGUGCAGUGCUGGGGCCAGAUAGGAUGAGGGCGAAACAGGGGUGGGGGCCCCUUGGUUCCUUUAGAUCUGACUCUGGGUCUGAAAUCUCCACCAGAGGGUAGGAGGGACAGUGGGGUUUGGGAGGAGCGUCUACAACACAAGAGAGUCUGCACGUAUUCAGGAAAUUUCCUGAAACCCCUUGCGCUUGCCCUUUCAUCCUGUUUGCAGCCUGAGGGUAACUGGCUAAGCCUCUGCGUAGGCAAGAGUCCUGUUCCUUCGCUUACACCUCCCCCGUCACCCACCGUCUCCGUCUCCACUGACUCUUCCUUCUGCCGUCACACAUCCUCGGGUCACCUACCGGGAAACAACUGAAAGUCCCUGGUGGCCUUUAACCCGGAACCCUUAAAAGUGAAUGAACUAAAGCUACUGCUCACUGUUAUCACCCCCUCUCUCUACCACUGAAGACUCGGUUCAUUGCUCACAGUGCCACGUUCCCUGGUCAGGCCCAGGGCCUAGUUCAGAGUUCACCCUUCUCGACCUUUCUGCGGCUCUGACCCUAUUCAUGGGGCCCUGGCAGCAGCCUCCACGACCUCCUCUGCUCCAGAGCCCUCUCCUGGCUUCUCCACCGAGGUCCUCGUGUCCUUUGUGAGCUCGGUCACCAUUCCCAGACCAGGAGUGCCUCUUCAGACUCCACCCUGGUUCUCUCUCCUCCCUUGCGUGUCUCCCUCCGUCGUGCAGUGGUUUUCACGACUUCAGCUACCACCUCUCCACAAGUGAUUCUUAGCUCACAGUCUCUUCCUCUGAUCCCUCACAGUGGGAGGGUUAGAGAUUAUCAUAGCUUCCGCAACAUCACGAGCAAAGGAAGCCCCAGGACCUUCUGGCCAAGGGGUGAGAGUCGAAAAAGACCGUGACUUACCAAAGGCCAAAUAAGAAUAUUAAGAUGAUCAUCAUCAAAAUGACUUGAAUGCUUUUUACAAACCAAGCACUAUUCUGAGUAUUCCUUCAUUUGAUGUGGUAUGUGAUUUGGCUCACUUGGUUCUAGCGGCCCCAUAUGCACGGUCACCUAAGUCUCUGUCCGCACCAGUAAGGGCAUGAGGCAUACCCCCUCACACAUCCUAACACAGACGAGCUCUCGCAGGGCUCUCUUUGGAUUCCAUUCUAUUCCAUAAUGUUCUGGAACGUGGCAUUGACUCUCCGUGAGCCCCUUGUCUGCCACGCUAAUGCUCUCCUCCAGCCAUGCCACCCGUAUCUCCCUGCAGCUUUCUAUGCCUACGCCACCGUGCGCUGUUGGGUCUCCCACCAACACGUGGCCCAUCACAUAUACAUUUCAGAUUUCAUUGUCACCCUUCAAAAGCCAGCUUGCUCUCCAGGUUUCUCCCAUUUUCCGUCAGAGCCAUUGCCAUUCCCUAGACUCACACGCUGGAAGCUCUGGGGUUGUCAGCCCCUCUGUGUCCCUUGCUUCUCCCCAGGUCUUCCCCUGUCCAUUCCCCUGCAAUGGAGUCUCUCACGUAUUUCUCUGAAAUGUCUCUCAAUUGAUUCACUCAUUCAUUCUGCUAAUGCGAGACCUACCUCAUUCCAGGCACUGUAUUAAGUUCUGGGGAUUCAGAGAUAAGACAGGAUUCCUGCCCUCAGAAGCUCACAGUCUGGUAGGCGGAAGGCAGCCCGUCUGCGGUAGAGAUGACACGGCUGUCAGAGAUGGCUCCCACCCAGGGAAGACAGGAGGGCUCUCGGAGAAGCUAGGGACUGACCUGAGCUGGGGGAAGAGGGGAGGAGAGGGACAUCCAGACAGCAGGGGCCACACAUGCAGAGUCGACAGAGCUUCGGGGAGCCUCGAGUCGUGUGGUAUGUCUGGGGCAGGGGUGUGAGGGGCAGGGCCAGAUAGAACUGCAGGGACCUGGCCUGGAAGUCUGUGUGUGCGGAGCCUUCGAGAUAAGUUGUCACCAGUUGCUGGUAGGGAAGGGUGAAGGAGAGCAGUCCCUUGUCUUUUAGAGCUGUAUACUCAGUCUCUGCUGAUAAGAUAACAGGGUGCCUGGGGAUGCCUUCACACCACUCUGGGAAGGGGAAGAAGUGGGGACCAUUGAUGAAACAAGAUUGGCCAUAUAUUGAUAAUUAUCGGAGUUAGGUGUUGAGAACAUCUGUUCCAUUUUUUAUAUAUGCCUGGAAUUUUCUGUAGUAAGAAUGUAUAUAUAAUAUGAAUGUAUAUAUAAAUAUAUAUGUGCAUUUAUAUUUUUUAAUAUGUAAAAAGAUUUCUAAGUUUUUGAGCUUGAGCAACUGUCUAGUUAGUAUUGUCAUCAAAUGAGAUGAAAAACCCAGGCCAAAGAACAGAUCUGGGCAAGGGCUGGGGAGUAUGAAGGACCAAGGCCUGGAAUUUGGCUCUGCUGUUUGCAGCUUCUUGGGGCAACAUCUAAAGGUUAUAUCCAGAAAGUGGUUGAUGAAAUAAGUUCAAAGGUCUAGACUGGUGGCAAUGAUUUGGCAGUCACCAGCAUAAAAAGAGAAGAAAAGGCCUGGGGAAGAGUGAGGUCCCCAGGGUUGGUGGGCUGACAAAGGAGAAAAGGAUAAAAGAGGACCCGGGACACAGACUACAUUAAAGGCGUGGACCAAGGAAAGCCGCUUCCGAAGGAAAACAGGAGCGAUGAGAUGGGCCGGUGGGGGUGGGGGGUAGGAGGAAGUCAGGAGGAGGGUAUCGUGGGAAUUUGGGGCUGUCUCAGUGAGAGAGGGCAAGGAGACAAGGACGGAAGGGGCGGCCCAGGGUUUGCCACACAGGCCCCUGGUGCCCUCGAGAACUGUUUCUGGGUGCUCACAGGGGCAAAAGCUCCAUCGUACCUGGUUGAAUAAUUCAUGGAGGCAGGAGAAGAUUUCUGGUUAAAGAUGGCAAAUUGUUAGGUUCUUUUAUUUCCUCUUUCUCCCAAAACCUCACCAAAAUAAGAAUAAAGGAAUAAAAAUUGUAUAAGCACAAGGACAAAGAGAAUGGGAGAGAGACCUCAGCAAAUGAGAGAUUUCUUCACAUUUUUGGAAGAUGAAAAAUGAAUGGAGAAGUGAGCAGGGCUGAGGAAAUUGCAUACCAAAUGCCUGCAAGGAUGAUACUAAGAAAUAAGCCCCUUCAUGCCACACAGUGCCAAUGGCCUCAGGACUUGGAAGUCCCAUGUGCUCCAGGAGACAGAGAUGAAGUAUGAGGUGGAAAAUAGGGAUUGGUGAAAAGAUAGAUGCCAGGGCACCUUCUCCCAUCCUUGGCAGCCAGGUGAUGUCCCUUCCCUAUGCCAAUGCCAGCAGGAGUUGGGAAGUUUAUUCUCCAGGGACAGGGAGUGUCCUGGGAGAGGGGGACCCUUCCCUCCAAGCCAGCUGCCCAGAUCCCAAGGCCCUGGCAGCCAGGAGAUCAGUGGCUCCUCUCUGGAGCAAUGGAAGGACCCCUCAUCGAAAGACUUGGAGAUAUGGAUAUGGAGGGCUUCUCCAUGAACCAGUCAGGUGCCAGGCCAACUAACUUUAGGGAAGCCUACCAGUAUAAAACUCCACCCAUGCUUAGAGCUUCCAACUGGCUCUAAGCUAAUAGGGAUCACUGGCAAUUGAGGGGAAAAAAUUUUUUUUUAAAUAUUUAUUUAUUUGACAGAGAGAGACAGCGAGAGAGGG